This is a messenger RNA of Histoplasma capsulatum G186AR, 3114 nucleotides long. RefSeq lists its product as uncharacterized. The transcript has 2 exons. Gene Ontology annotation, cellular component: nucleus. Bases 1 to 3114 code for a protein of 1037 amino acids. NCBI's taxonomy places the organism in Eukaryota, Fungi, Ascomycota, Eurotiomycetes, Onygenales, Ajellomycetaceae. The record is from RefSeq and is a predicted model, not a curated record. Gene Ontology annotation, molecular function: DNA binding.
AUGCUUGCUGCAGAAUCAAGCCGAUUGAACCACUCUUUGGGCCAUCUCUCUGUCUUCCGUGCAGUCUUCCGUGCAACGCCCACAUCGUCUCCGGCUCUCGUCGUCUGUUGCCUGCGUGUAUCGGCCAUUCAGGUGUUGAGCAAUUCACGCUUGGUUCUGCAGCUUGAUUCGCUUCUCUCGAAACGAGAGCAAGAAUUUGAAGUCAGCGUCUGGACGUUUCAUCGACCCACCAACCAAAUGCACCGCCUCCGUCAUCCACCACAUCCUUGUCCCUCACGCCAGUCUCUUACUGGUUGGCAUCAGGCUAUCAGCAAUAAGCUGUGGAUUACACGCCACAACCGACGAACGAACUUUCGCCGGAGGACUCCCUUGUCGUUCCCGGCGUGCGUCAUGCCUGCGAAGGACGAGGACCGGGAUCGCCAACGCAGGAGUCAGAGAGAAAAGGACAGGGAACAACGUCGCCCUCGAUAUCGCUCCCCACCGUCGUUAUUCGAAGGAGAUGCUGUUGAGAAGGAAGGCACCAGACAUUCUGAUACGAGAUACGAGAGACGGACUCCGAGGAUAUUCCAUAGGACAAGACCAAGCGAACUCACAACAAGAGAAAGGGAUCGAAGGAGAGCUGUCACAGGAGAUUAUAGGUUGAACUCGUCAAAUCUCUCCAUGCCCGCCACCGACUCGAAUUCCCGCCCCUCCGCUGCCUUUUUUGUGGAGUCGAAGCCCAAUUUGCCAUAUCCGUCAUUUUCCAAAGCGCACAGCAAGGAAGCGGUGGGGUUUCUGGGGAGCAGGGAAAACAUCGGGCAACCCAAAGUGGAUAUCUUGACGCCUGAACCAACUGAUCUAACUACGGGAGAAGAAACAAAUGGCAAGACAAGAGGAGAAGAUAUCAAUCCUACCGAACAGGAGAAGGCAUCUAGACGGCAUAGCGCUCACCGCUCCCCUCCAAGCCCCCCGUUAACGAACCUUGACCAACAGUCUACAAGGAGAGAGAGCACCACAGGUGGGAACAAAAAAUCGGAGGAGAAACGGAGUGCAACGAAGAGUCAGGAUGAAAAGAAGAAACAUAGGCCCAACCCCAUCUCCAAGGAGUCCACCUCAAGCAUGCGCCGCAAGUCAGAUGAAGGUUCGAAAACGAGCAGCAGAGGGUCAGGACCAAGUACCCCCGGGAAGUUAUUGUUUGAAUCUCUCCAGUCUCAGCACAACAAGUCUCCAACCAGCGGAAAUACAUCCAAAUCAAGACAACUAGGGAGGAGUGACUCAGCCAAACAAUCAUCCCGCCGAAAAGCAAAGCCCUCAUCUCCAGACCUAUCAUCAGUAACACAGGUCGAGAUCGAAGUUGUACCCUCCACCGUGGACUCAGACGCAACAUCUAUCGCACCAAAUCAGCAACCUACAUAUCAACGUCCCUCUAUCACCAUGAGAGCUCCAUCUGAGCCCCACAGAAUCCCUACACCGAGAAGAUCAUCCCCAACAAAGCUGAGCCCGCCGUCAGCGCCUCACUCCCCAUCUACCGGAUUGCCCCCGCCCCCGCCCCCGCCUCCUAAUGUACCCAUUACGAUCCCAAAAGUGGAUUAUUUACUCAACAAUGGUGGGCUCAAAUAUCAUGUCCCUAGAAGUUUCUUUGGAGCUGGAGAGUCUGCAAAUAUGCCGCAGGAUUUCUUCAAACCCGCGGCAGCUGCUUCCAAACUUUUCGAGCCGUACAAUAAGUUGCUUGAUGACUACGGAGUAGUAAUAUCGAAAUGUGGAUCUCUCGCCGUGGCCACAGGGUAUAGAUCGGUUGCAAGGAGGCUCCUGGACAGGUUGGAAGCCGUUUUUGCGCGGGAUAUUUCGUCUGAAUCAUGCCAAUGUAUAAUGUGUUCCCCUACCGAGGUUGCGCCAGAAGGAGUCAGCUGGGGCGAGGUGUUAGAGUUUGUUUCUGGUCGACAGGAUCUACCGCCGUGGCCUCCAUUUAAAAUCGCUGCCAAACCGGGGGCUGCAGAUAUUACGGAUUCAAACAGCGACGAACCGAUGCAGAAGAUGGAUAUGGACAUUCCCGAAGAGUUUAGGGAACAUUUCGUUCGCCAGUCCAGGAAAACGAAGCACGCUGUGGAUAAAUGGCUUUCUUACAGCAAUGACCAAGGCGGCAGCCCGCCUGAUGAGAUUGACGAUGAGACACUGAUGUUUGCCAUGCUAACUUAUCUAGACCAGGAGGAGAGAGAACUCUUCAGUGCGCUAUUAGACAUUGCAAUGACACCCCCAGAGCCAAAGCGUGAAACUCCCAAACCACGAGAUCGACCGGAUGCCAUCGUUCAGUCCGGAGCUGCAAUCCAGCGUUUAUACAGACUAUCCAUACCACCUCGUGACCCUGAAACAGCGCUCUAUUUGCUGAAGAACCCGGGCAUACACCAUGUCCUAGCCACACUCGCAGCCAUCAGCAGCGAUGAAUGGGACAUUCUCAUCUCCGGACGUUUCGAUGGAUUUCUCCGUAGUGGUGCAGAUGAUGACCUUCCCCAAACGUUCUCCGCCGCAUCCGUCCGGGCCCCUCGGCCUGGAUCCACUCGACCGGUUUCGCAAGCUUCUAACGCCAGGCUCCGAAACAUCAGCCAGCCGUACGGUGGUCCUUCAUAUCCAUCCCGCACGUCCACUCCAGCCCCUGCCUCAUUUGGCGCCCCCAUCUACGUCGACGAAGACACCGAAAUCGCCGCCCUUGCUGAAAUCGAACGGGACAUCUACCUCGGCAUGGAAGCGCUGGAAGACGCCUUUGAAGUCCUGCAUGUCAAAGCGGAAGCGAUCCGUGGCGCCCUUCGGGAACGCGGUGCGGGGUUGCAAGUUGCCAAUCUAACACGGCGCGGGGGAUCCGGGGGUGUUGAAGUGCUCUCGGGCACGCCUGCGGCGGGCAUCGGGGGCUACGGUCUGAAUGGCAACGGCGGCUGGGAGAGCUCAACGGAUGACGGGAUUGAAGAUGGGGUUUCAGAGAUAUUGCCCUCCGAUUCCGCGAGUAAUAUUAGCUCGAGUAGGAGGCGGCGGCCGAAGAGACGGAGCGAGAGGCGGACGCCGGUUGUUUUUGAGGAGGAGGAGGAGGGCGAAGAGGAUGAUAUUGUUGCGACCCAUGAUUACAGGACGAGGAAGAAGCAUUAG